AUGAUUUUCCCUUUGAUCCAUGAAAAACCUCCCCCCCCAUUCCCCUGCCCCCCCCUCCUGUGUCCCCGCUCUCACCUGAAGGCCGUGGGGACCAACAGCACCAGUGGCAGUAUUGAGCCGUACCUCUCUGGUAUCAAAACGGGAGUUCUGCCAGGCCGAGCGCCCUCUCCUGCAGCAGUGUUCACCCCUGGCCUGAGGAAGCCCCCCCAGGAGCGGCUGCCCUCCCUGAAAGGCUCCACCAGCCAAGCCAGGGCUCUUCUGGCCAGCCUGUCUGCCUCCGGCCUGAGCGCCGAGGCCCUGCUCCUCUCCUCCACCCUCCGCCAUCGCCGCCUCCUACGUGAGCAGCGAGCCUCCUCCUUGCCCCUGCCCAGCAGCAAGUCCUCCCCUUCUACUCCCAUCGCUACAUCCCCCUCCUCUUCUGCUUCACCCACCACCCCGACACCCUCCCUGUCUCCCUCCUCUCCCAACCCUUCCCUUACCCUUUCUUCUGCCGUUCCCCAGCCCAGCGGUUGUAGCUCCAGCGUCAACAGCUGCAAGGAGGCGGGCAGUGGGCAAGUGAAGCAGGACCUCGCCCCGGGGUCCUGAAGAGAAGGAGGAUGGGUGGAAGCACCAUCAUAUUAUGAACCGUAAAGAGAACACAUCUGCAUUAUGGGAAAUUGCAGCAUUUUUUGAGUGUCAUAUUUCAGGACUUUUUAGCUUUUCCUCUCUGUUUUUGUUGGCCUCACUCCAGUAUGCACUCUUCAUAUCUCCAUGGCAAGACCUACCAUACCGCACAUGGAGUCACUAUCUUCUUUUUGGACAUGUCUCCUACUCUGAUCUGGUUCCAUAGUUCCUCUGCAGUUCUCCCACACUCAUGCUGCCAGUUUGCCAGAAAGAGAGCACACAAACGGGCCUGCUGUAAGCUGAUGUGGUCUGGAUGGAUUUACUGACAGUAGCAGUCUCAUAAAACCCCUCACUCAACGGGGUUGUUAGUGGAGUAGACAUCAUUUAUAGACCUUUAUCAUAGAAAAUAGAGCUGCAAUAAUCACCAAGUGAGUCCAGUAGUCGUGUUUGUUCAGGUUCAUAUUGUGUCACCUGGCAGAAUGUGCAUAGUAGAUCAAGGUGAUGAUUGUGGUUGUGUGUUAAAAGGGCACUCGUGGCUUUUCAUGCAUCACCUGUGUUUUCAACUGAAACUGGUGCUAUAUUUUCCCCUCUGUUUGUACACACUGUGUAAAGAGUUUACAUGAUUGUUCUCACUUUUUUUUGCAAGUGUACAUUCCACUGUCUGACUAUGAUUUCAUGUCACACUGUUUCAAUAUUGAUAUGAACCCUUACAGGAGGAAAUCCUUGCAUCGGAGAAUUAGGAACAACGAUAGGACAUUUUCAACUUAAAAAUGUCAAAAGCACAUUGAAAGAAGCGGUCUUAUGACGGCACAUCUUUACUGAAAAUAGAAUAGAGGCACAGUUACACAAAAAGGAUGGAAGAACGCAGACAGUGAAUUGUAAAGAGAUUGAAUUUCUGUAUAUCUGUAUUGACAAGUUAAUAAUGACAAUCAGGAUGUUCCGCAGUCACGUCCUACAGGUUGCUAAGGCAUUUCAGCACCUGACUCCACAAACCUUCCCAAAGACUCAAGCACACACUGAUGAAUAACUCUGUCACUCCUUCUGCACUUGUAAAGCAAACCUGUGUGCAGAAACCUUUGUUGUUUUAGAUUUUGAUAAGGGAUGAAUCAUUUUUUCUCAAGUCACAUCUGUUGCACCGCUUGAAAAGAGCCACAUCGACAAGAACACAAUUUCACCCUUUAAGGAAUCUAAAGAGCAGACAUAUAAAGUGCUUUAUUUUAGGACACUUAUCGUCUUUGAACUUCAAAGUUACUCUGAUGGGAAGCAGCUUACAACGAUGCAUAAUACCUUCUUUGAACAGGAACAAAAUGUUUCUUGCACUGCAGUGAAUUGAUCGCACUUCAACACUUGACACAGUUUCAAGCAGUGUUUGAAAGCUAAAGAAAGGAAAUCAGCACAUAUGUAGACACUUCACACAGCUGACAUUUAAAUAUAUAGGAAUAUAAAGAAAGCACAUUUUCUUCUGAAACACUCGACACCUUUUUCUCAAAUUUUGAUCUUGUGAAUUUGCUUAAAAAAUGAUGAGCACAAAGCUACAAAUGUUCCUUAAAGGAAAGAAAAACCCUGUUUCUUUUAAAUUACUGUACGUUAGAUUAACAAUAUUGUUGCUCCUUCAUUUGGUUCUAUUACCUGCAUGUUAAAACAUUUAUGAAUGUUAGGUCUUUAGUGUGCAUCAAUGACAGUUAUCUCUAUUUAUAGCACAUGAAAGGCCCUUCAGUGAUUCGCUGCACAUUCUGAAGCCCCUGUCCUGCGUUAUUGCCUUAAGGCUGCCCACUGGGGAUGUGAUGAGGUUGAACGGACAGUCAUGGACAAAGUGGUGUUCUUUUUUUGUUUCCAGUGGUUCACGAGAAAGACUGUGUGAAAUCGAUUCUUUGUGGCAUGAGAUUAAAAUGUCCGAAAGUGGAUUGUGUCACAUGGUAUGCAGCUUGAGAAGAGGGGAUUAGUUUGGGGACUUGUGUUUGAAGGCUUCUUUAAUAAGACGGCUUCUUGUCUCCAUGGAGAGUGUUUGUGAUAUGAGCCAAAGAGAGGAGAGGAGGGGUCUGACGGCAGCUGUUCUUCCCCUGCCCCUCUCACUUAGCUUUGUCUGUGAUGUGGGGCGUCUGUGAAAGAAAUGACACUUUUUGAGGUUAUUUUAGGACAAAGUCUGAUGGGCCUCAGUAAUGACAGUAACAGUGUGUGAGAUAUGUAAUUAGCACUCUUCCAGUGCUCUUUCCUGAAACUCCUGCCUGUUUGUCUGUAAGGACCUGAUACAUUUUUCCCAGUGCCUCUAAGACUUUCCACAAAUCCCCUGUUGGUCUUGUAUAACAGUAUUAGAUCAGCAGCAAAGACAGAAGGACACUUUUACCCAAAGAAGAGGCUGCGAGAAUUGUCUUGCUUCCAUCUUUUGCAGAAAAACUUGAAAAGCAGAGUGUGUCAGGUUGCAGUGUUGACUAAACACUCCCUGAGCUCUAACAAUGUGCACAGCUACAGCGUAUUUAGCCUCACUGGUCGCUCUGUAGCUCCAUAAGGCAGGUUCAAGCACCGGGGAGUGAAGUCAAAUGAAAGUAAUUCACUUACUCGUGCUGUUCCACACCCAAAUCCAUAACUCUCCCAUCAGUUCAAUCUGCUGCAUUUGCGUCUGGUGAGCGUUGGGGAGGGAGUGUUCACGCUCGGCUGCUUUCCUCAAGUUAAGUUUGAGAUGAAACCUCCCAGAAUUGCGUGACAGUGCUCUCUGAAAGGUUUUUUUGUUUUUUUUUGUAUAAGUGUUAGUGGGCUGUGAUUUCAGCUUGGAGGGCACGUCGCAGAAACUCAUGCAAACUUGAAAUCAAACAUAGAAGAAGUAUACAUAUAUAAAUAUAUCUAAGUGAGAUGUUUGUGUAUGAUAUUAUAAUUGUGAAGAAAAGUGUGAUAUAUAUAUAGGCCUAGAUUAAAUUAUAUACUGUAAAAUGUCAUCACCUCUUCAGUUUUAUAUAUUAGUGACCAUUUUGUACAGAUUUUUCCUUUUUUAAUUCAUUGAGAGAGAUAUUACAUUUCACACUGAGAUUAUUUAUUCAUACGCAGAACAUUUUUAUAUUUCUUUAACGAUAUCUGUAUAGAUAACACUUAGCCUCUGUAAUAUACGCUGAAGUUCAUUUUUUGAUUAUAGGGUUUUUAUUUACGGACACUGAGUUGGAUUUUAUGUCAUUUAGAUUUUUGAAAAGCUUGUCCCUGAAAAUGCUUGUCCAGCUCUUCUGCACCUUUGCCUCCUUAUGUGAAGGGUCACUAUUGAGGUGUGAGAGGCUGGACCAGUGCCUGUGCUUAGGGGCUUAUUUUGCUACUAUUUGCGUGUUUAAGGGGGUCGUUUUCUGUACCUGUGGUCUGUUUUCUUUUGGUUUCUCCCCAUCCUGUAUUUGUGAUUCAGCUGGUAUUAGUUGGAGUUGGUCAGAAGUUGUGGUAACUACUGUGAAAGGUCAGUUUAUGGGCCAAGACGUUUGAGAUGUGAGUCACAUGGCUUUAAUUUUUAGCUGUGUCAUGUUUGCAUGUGAACAGGAGUGGUAGCAAUGUGGAUGCUCAGUGCAAAAGCUUUUUAGAGACAACAACAGGUGGAAUAAACAGUUGGAAGUACAUUUAGUUGCUUAUUAAGUCCAAGUUGUUGCACUGAGGGGCUUUAAGUAGCAUUUAAGCUAAACCACAGGAGUUGUUAAAACCACCCAAGAUGGAUCAAUAAGGGCACUUUGUGAUUUAAAAGUGGAAUCUCUUCCUUUGCCAUUGUAUCUUGUUUUUAUAACAAACCUACAUUAUAUAGUAUGUAUAUGAGAUUUUUACAUGAAUGUGUGGAUGUUCAAAAAUGUUGGCAUCGAAAGUAGAAAAACAAAAUUGACCUGUAAAUAGGCUGAGUCAUUCCUAGCGAGUUCCACAAAUUGUUAUGUCCAAAAGAAGAUGUUUUAUUAAUAAACUAUGACAAUGGGUACAAAGAUAUAUACAAAACAAUGCAUGUAUAGUCUCAAAGCAAUCGCACGGUGCAGUUGAAAAAAAAUGUUGUCUACAUGUUUUCUCAAAAAAUAUGAGAACGAGAAAGGGUUUCUAUGUUAGGAGGUUUACACACAUGAAGAAUGAGACGUUAUUUUGGUAUGUGUGUCACAGGCAUGUUCAGUCUUACUGUGAUGUUAUGUGAUGAUGAAGAUAGUGGUGGAUGUCGAGAAGGAACGCACCCCAACCAGAAAAGUCACCCGUGAUGGUGUCCUCCCAUUUGUAGAGUAGUGUGAUAUAAGAACAAAAAUAAUACAGAAUAUAGAUCUAUGAUAUAAUGAUAUAUAAAUUUAAAAGCCUACUGAUACUGGAGAUACUAAUUUAUCAGUGUGGAUGCCAUGAUAUUCUGUGAGACAUGUGUGUGUUUUUCCUGUGAGAAGACAGUAGGCAGUUGAACCUGCCUUCUUUUGUACAUACUUUGCUGUGAUUGUGUGUCCAAUAAAGUGCAGCUCUCUU
Trematomus bernacchii (emerald rockcod) is the source of this 5046-nucleotide messenger RNA. RefSeq names its product flocculation protein FLO11-like. NCBI's taxonomy places the organism in Eukaryota, Metazoa, Chordata, Actinopteri, Perciformes, Nototheniidae. The record is from RefSeq and is a predicted model, not a curated record. The transcript has a single exon. The coding region runs from base 1 to 585 and encodes 194 amino acids.